AUGUUCGACCUCGCGAACCAGUCGUUCACGCUCCUGAUCAACACGCUUUUGUUCGCGCUGUUCUUCCGGGAGGUGGUGGUCGCGGACGAGUCUCGGGACGACACGCUGUGGUCGGUGGCGGUGGCGGUGAGCCUGGGGAUCGUGGUGGUGCUCUCGCCGGUGCUCGGGGCGGUGGCGGACGUGAAGGGGCUGAAGAAGGAGAUCCUGAUGGUGCUGGGGGUGGCGUGCGCGGGGCUGACGGGCGCGCUGGCGCUGGUGCCCGGGGGCGUGCCCGGGGAGGCGAACACGCGGGUGAUCCUGCUGGCGAUGGCGCUGUACGUGCCGGCGAACGUGGCGUACCAGCUCGGGGAGAACUUCCUGGCGAGCUUCCUGCCGGAGAUCGCGACGCGGGAGAACAUGGGGCGGGUGUCGGGGUUCGGGUGGUCGAUGGGGUAUUUGGGGGCGCUGGUGCUUCUCGGGCUCACGUUCGCGGGGAUGACGGUGUUCGGCCUGGCGGACGAGAAGGCGGGGUGGCGGCCGUUCUUCGUGUUCGCGGGGGUGUGGUUCUUCGUGAUGAUGAUCCCGACGGCGCUGUUCCUGCACGAGAAGAAGCGCGCGGAGCCGAUCGAGGUGAGCCGGACGCUCGUGGGCGAGGGGUUCCACCGGCUGGCGCAGACGCUGCGUCACGCGAGGGACUUCCGGCACCUGGCGCGGUUCCUGCUCGCGUUCCUGGUGUACGGGUUCGGGGUGCAGGUGGUGAUCUUCUUCUCGACGCCGAUCGCGGAGAGCUUCGGGUUCAACGGGGCGAAGCUUGUCUUGUUCGUGGCGCAGAUCACGGUUGUCGCGGGGGUCACGGCGAUGGUGGUCUCGGCGUAUCAGGACCGCGUCGGGCACCGCAAAACCGUGGAGAUCUUCCUGGUGAUCUGGGCGAUCAACGCGAUUGGGCUUGCGUUCCUGGCGUGGCUCCAGGCGUCGCGUGGGCCGGGCGGGACGGUGGACGCGUGGCCGAUCUGGAUCAUCGGGAACGGGCUCGGGAUCGGGCUGGGGGGGAUCGGGACGGCCUCGCGGACGGUCGUGGGCGUGUUCACGCCGACGCACCGGACGGCGGAGUUCUUCGGCUUGUGGGGGCUCACGUACAAGCUGGCGGGGUGCAUCGGCGUGCUGAGCUUCGGCGUGAUGCGCGACGCGAUGGGGCCGGUGUGGGCGCUCGGGCUCCUCGCGAGCUUCUUUGUCGCGGGGUUCGUGAUCCUGCUGUCCGUCGAUGAGAAGGACGGCGUUCGUGCGGCGGAGGCGGCGGAGCGGGAGGAUCAGCAGGCCGAAGCCGGCGAUCGUGCCCGCGAUAUCGAAGCGGCCGACGGCGCUCGCGAGGCCGAUGGCGGCGCUGACCCAGAGCCCCGCGGCGGUGGUGAGGCCGCGGACCUGGCCGCGGGAUUCGAUGAUGGCGCCGGCGCCGAGGAAGCCGAGGGCGCCCAUCAUGCCCUGGACGAGGCGCGUGCGGAGCCCGGCUGGGCGGCGCUGGACCUCGCGUUCCCACCCGAGGACGCCGCCGAGGAGGAGGGCGACGAGGAGCCUCAGCGCGAUCUGCCACCAAUGUUCGGGCAUGUCGAGCAUGGCGUGAUGGUACCGGGUUGGGAUUACACUUCUUUCAUGAAUGUCAGCGAAGAUGUGAUGGCGGCCCCGGACGGGCGCGGGCGGUUCGGCGAGUUCGGCGGGCGGUACGUUCCGGAGACGCUCGUGCCGGCGCUGGAUCAGCUCGCGUCGGCGUACGAGGAGGCUGUCGCCGAUUCGUCGUUCCGGGAGGAGCUGGACCGGAUCCUGCGGGAGUUCGUGGGUCGGCCGACGCCGCUGCACCGUGCGGACGGGCUGACGGCGCUCGUUCGCGAGGGGGCUGGGGAUGGGGACGGUGCGGAGGUGUGGCUCAAGCGCGAGGACCUGGCGCACACGGGGGCGCACAAGAUCAACAACACGAUCGGGCAGGCGCUGCUGACGGUGCGGAUGGGGAAGGAGCGUGUGAUCGCGGAGACGGGCGCCGGGCAGCACGGGGUGGCGACGGCGACGGCGUGCGCGCUGUUCGGGCUGGCGUGCGAGGUGUACAUGGGGGCGGAGGACGUCCGGCGUCAGCACCUGAACGUGAUCCGGAUGGAGAUGAUGGGGGCGAAGGUCGUUCCCGUGGAGACGGGGUCGCGGACGCUGAAGGACGCGACGAACGAGGCGAUGCGUGACUGGAUGGCGAGCGUGGAGGGGACGCACUACAUCCUCGGCUCGGUGGUGGGCCCCCACCCCUUCCCGCGGAUCGUGCGGGAUUUCCAGCGGGUGAUCGGCGACGAGGCGCGCGUGCAGUGCGAGCGGGCCUUCGGCGCCCUGCCGGACGCGGUGGUCGCGUGCGUGGGCGGCGGCUCGAACGCGGCGGGGAUCUUUUCCCCGUUCGUCGGGGACACGGGCGUGCGGCUGGUGGGCGUCGAGGCGGGCGGGAGCGGGACGGGGCUCGGCGAGCACGCGGCGCCGCUGACGUACGGCUCGCCGGGGAUCCUGCACGGUUCGCUCUCGUACGUGCUGCAGAGCGAGGACGGGCAGACGAGCGACGUGCACUCGUGCAGCGCGGGGCUGGACUACCCGGGUGUGGGGCCGGAGCACGCGUACUGGAAGGACGCGGGGCGGGCGGAGUACACGAGUGUCGGCGACGGGGCGGCGCUGGAGGCGCUGCAGGUUCUCGCGCGACGGGAGGGCGUGCUGUGCGCGCUGGAGACGGCGCACGCGGUGGCGCACGCGAUCGAGGCGGCGCGCACGAUGCGCCGGGAGCAGCGGGUGCUGAUCAAUGUGUCCGGGCGGGGGGACAAGGAUGUGGACGAGGUGGCGCGGCUGCUCGGCGGGUGCGCGGUAGAGCCGCAGGGCGAGCAUGAGGCGGCGGAGGGCGUGGUCGUCCGGGCUCUGGGCGAUGGCGCGGUCGAGGUAGGUGCGGGCUUCGCGCCAGCGGCGCUGCUGCAUGCAGGCGAUGGUCAUGUUGUGCAGCGCGGGGACGUGGUCGGGCUUGAUCUUGAGGGCGCGGUUGCAGGCGUCCAUGCCCAGGCCGUGGUUGCGGGACUGGAAGUAGGCGACGGAGAGCGCCUGCCAGGCGGCGGCGUCGUCCUUUCGGCGGGCGACGAGCUCGGUGAAGACGGGGAUGGCGUCUUUGGGGAGCCUGGCGUCGAGGAGGAGCUGGCCCAGGUCGUCGACGGUGUCGGUGGGCGUGGCGGCUUUCUUGGCGCGGAAGGAGCGCAUCUCGCGUCGGAGGAGGCGUCGCGCUUCGGCGAGCUGGCCGUUGUCGAGGUGGAUGGAGGCGAGGUUGCGCCGGGCCUCGGAGUGGUUGGGGUCGAGGCGGAGGACGAGCUUGAAGCGCUCUGUGGCCUCGCGGGUGCGGUGCUGGCGCAUGGCGAGGGAGGCGAGGGCGUUGUGGGCCUCGGCGUUGUCGGUCUGGAUCUCGAGGACUCGGCGGUACUUCUCGCCGGCGUCGGCGAGGCGGUUCAUGUCGACGAGAAGGUCGCCCAUGUCGAGGAGCGUGUCGGUGUCGCCGGGGUUGUCGCGGAGCUCGCGGAGGUAGAGCUGGCGGGCGCGCUCGAGGCGGCCGGUCUGGGCGUAGGCGUAGGCGAGUCUGGCGUGGACUCGGGAGAGGCGCGGGUCGAUGUUGGCGGCCUCGCGGAGGCAGUAGAUCGCGCGGGGGAAUUCGCGGCGCUCGAUGAGCGACUCGGCGACGGAGGCGUAGGCGAGGGCGUGGUCGCCGGGGAGCUGGAGCGCGAGGUAGAAGUGUUCCUCGGCCUUGUCGUGCUGGUUGAGGCGCGUGUAGACCUCGAUGAGGUGGACGUGCGGCUCGGCGGUGUCGGCGUUGCGGCUGGCGGCCUUGAGGAGGUGGCCCCUGGCACGCUCGACCUUGUCGAGGCGGAGGCAGACGACGCCCAUGAGCUGGAGCGUGCCGGCUUCUUCGGGGUCGAGCUCGUGGGCGCGUUCGAGGGCGCUCAUGGCGUCGUCGAGCCGGCCAGCGGCCUCGAGGGUGAGGCCGAGGUUGAAGUGCCACUCGGCGCGGUCGGGGAUGAUGGUGAUGGCCUCGCGGAGGGCGGAUUCGGCCUCGUCGAGGCGUCCCUCUUCGUAGAGCUGGUGCGCUCUUUCGACGAAUUGUUCGGCAUCCUGCCAGCCCCUGGCGGCCCCAGCCGGGGCGGCCAUGAGGUCGAAUUGCGAAAGGGCAUGGGAACGAGCGUGCGACGUUUUGGUGUUUGCGCUUUGAUCGGAUUGACGCUUGCGAGCCCGAUUCCCGGGUGCUCCGCCAAUUCCGCCCGCGCCCAGGACGCCGCGACGGCCGCCACCGAGUCCGAGCAGCUGCUGGAGGAGCUUCGGCAGGUCUACAGGACCCUGUACGCCCUGUCGCCGGACGAGGAGCGUGCUCAGAUCCUUGGACGGCUGUUUUCUCAUUCCCUGGCCCCGAUGCGGGCGUUCGGCCUGGAUCUGGCCCGGCGGACCCUGCUCAACGCCCGGACGGUGCCGGCGGACCUUCUGGCCCGGGCGAGCGUGCUGCUCGCGGACGACGCCCCUGCGGUGCGUCGGAACGCGGCCCAGCUGAUCGCGACGAUGGGCGGCGAGGCGGCCUCUCGGACGCUGGUGGACGCGCUGGCGAUCGAGGACGACGCGUCGGUGGCGAGCGAGAUCCUGCGGGCGCUGUCUCAGAAUCCCGCGCUGGUGUCCGUGGAGGAGCUCGAGCGGUGGAUGGGGACGCGGGGCGAGGCGAGCGACGCCGCGUUCGCGGUGGCGCUCGCGAUCUCGCGCGGGGGCGAGCGGGAGCUGAGCGAAGACCAGCGUCGGCGGAUGCGUGGGCUGAUCGGGGCGUUCGAUGCUGGGCGGAGCUCGCCGGCGCGGGUGUCGCUCGCGUGGCGGCUGGGGAUGGAGGGGUACGUGACGUCCGCGCUGGCCUCGGAAUCGAACGAGCUGCGCUCUUCUGCCGCGACGGCGUUGAUCGGCGACAAGGAACUUUCGGGGCUUGUGAUCGACGCGGCGAUGGUGGACGCGGCGCUGUUCCCGUACGCGAUCGACGGGAUCGUGGCGCACCGCGCGACGGCGGAUGGGUACCGCACGGCGCGGGCGAUGGCUUCCGGGAGCGAGGAGAUCCGGCGGGGUGGGUUGCGAGCGGUGCUGCUGGCGCUGGGGCCGGUGGAUCUGGUGGCGACCGCGCGGGGUGAGAGCGACCUGUACACCCGCGAGUCGAUGCUCGAGCAUCUGGAGGAAGAGCCGCACGCGUCGAGGCUGAACGACGGCCGGCCCUGGGCGGUCGCGCUGCGUGAGCUGGUGAUCACGCGCUCGAAGAUCCGUGACUGCGCGGGCGUGGCGAGCGCGUCGGCGCUGCUGGACACGCUCCGGGGUGGGACGCCGGAUACCGAGACGGCCGAGGCGCGCCUGGUGUGCCUGAUCGAGCUCGGUCGGCUUGAGGAGGCGGAGGCGGUGACAACGGCGCUGCUCGGACAUGAGGAAGAGUCCGUGGGCCGGCUGGCGGACGCGUGGAUCGAGGGGGUCCAGCGGAUCCAGGGCGAUCCGGCGCGGGUCAGCGCGGGCGUCGCGACGGUCGAACGGCUGUUCGGUGAGUCCCUGACGCCGGCGCAGCGCGGGCUGCUCGAAGGGUUCUCGCGGCCCAUCAAAGACCACGAAUACGUGCUCGGGACGAAGUCCGACGAGCUUGACCGGCUUCGGAUGCAGCACGAGUUGUGGGCCGACGUGGCGCGGGCGCAGUGGUCGCGCGCGGGUUUCGGCGCGGGUCAGACGAUCAUCGACCUGGGGUGCGGCCCGGGUUUCGCGACGCGCGAGCUGGCGUCGCUCGUCGGCGCCGGCGGGCGUGUCAUCGGGAUCGAUGUGUCCAAGGGGUUUGUCGAGCACGCGCGGGCGUACGCGAGCGAGGGAUCGGACGCGGAGGUCGAGGCGGUGCACGCCGACGCGCAGGAGGUUUCCAUCGGGGAGGGGAUCGCCGACGGUUUGUACACGCGGUGGGUGCUGUCGUUCACGCCGGAGCCGGAGCGCGUGAUCGAGCGGAUCGCGUCGGCGCUGAAGCCCGGGGGCGUUGUGGCGGUGCAGGACUACGUGAUGUGGGCGAGCCUUCUGUGGGCGCCGCGGAACAAGACGCUCGACACGCUGCGCCGUUCGAUCCUGAGCAUGUACGGCGCGCAGCGCGCGGAUUCGAACGUCGGGCAGAAGGUCCCCCCGCUGCUGGCGGCGAACGGGUUCGAGAUCCUGGAGGUUCGGCCGCUGCACCGGAUCGCGCGUCCGGGCGAGCCGCUGUGGCAGUGGCCGACGGUGUUCUUCAGGACGUUCCUGCCGAAGGUGGUCGAGGCGGGGCAUAUGACUCGGGCGGAGUUCGAGGCGUGGGACGCGGAGUGGCGCGAGCUGGAGCGCACGCCGGGAUCGUUUUUCAUGACGAUGCGUCCGACCCGCACCACUCUAUUCGGCGUUGUUCUGCUGGCCGCGCUCGCGUCCGUGGCGUUCGCUGUCUCGCCGAUCGACGCGGAGGCGUGCGGGUCCGAGGCGGGCGGGGAGGUUUCGGCCGCGGGUGUCGCGUCCGGGGGUGCGGGGUCGAUCGACUUCUUCACGAACUUCGGCCGGUACAUGCCCCGCGUGCACUGCAUGCGGACGGCGGAGGGGAACCCGGACUGGUUCUGGAUCGCGCUGCUCGUCGGCUUGACGCUCGGGGUCGUGGUGUUCUACGCGCGGAUCUAUGUGUUCUGGCGCCGUGCCUACCUGGACGAGGAGGAGCGGGACCGCAACACGAAGCUGAUGGACCUCGCGAAUAUUUUCUUCUGGUGCGCGGUGUGCGGGUACGCGAUGUCGAUCGUGAUGUUCGUGUGGCCGGCGUACCGGCUGCUGGCGCUGUUCCUGCUGGUGCUCAAUAUCUGGUCGCUGCGGUUCUGCCUGAGCCCGAACGAGUUCCGCGUGUCGCUCAGCGCGAAGCGGCUGGAGCGGGAGCUCCGUGAAUCGCUCGAGGAGCGGAACCAUGAGCUCGAGCGGCUGGUCGCGAAGAAGACGGCGGACCUGGAUCUCGCUCGGAUCGAGGCGGAGAAGGCGAACGCGGCGAAAUCGAUCUUCCUGGCGAACAUGAGCCACGAGAUCCGGACGCCGAUGGCGGCGGUGAUCGGCUACUCAGAGCACGCUCUGGAGCACCUGAGCGACGAGGAGGAGCUGCGGGGCUCGCUCGAGACGGUGCGCCGGAACAGCGAGCACCUGCUCGGGAUCAUCAACGACGUUCUGGAUCUCUCGAAGAUCGAGUCCGGGAAGCUCGAUGUGUCUCCCGAGGCGUUCGAUGUGCACCGGGCGGCCCGGGAGGUGAUCGACCUGCUGUCGCACCGCGCUGCGACGAAGAGGCUCUCGCUCACCCUGGAGGGUCUGGAGAGCGUGCCGCGGGUGAUCACGAGCGACGAGGUCCGGGUGAAGCAGAUCCUGGUGAACCUGGUGAGCAACGCGAUCAAGUUCACGGAAGAGGGCGGUGUGCGCGUGGUGCUGUCGUUCGACCGCGACCGGGCGCCCGCGAAGCUCACGAUCCGGGUGAUCGACACGGGCAUCGGCAUCCUGCCGGAGUGCCAGCACCAGCUGUUCCGCCCGUUCGUGCAGGCGGAUUCCUCGAUCACGAAGCGGUACGGCGGGACGGGGCUCGGCCUCACGAUCUCGCGGAUGCUCGCGCGCCAGCUGGGGGGCGACGUUUCGCUGGAGCGCUCGUGCGCGGAGGGGUCGCGGUUCUGCGCGGUGGUGGACGCUGGUGAGUAUUCGGACAACGCCACGCACCUGCUCCCGACGGAGGGGGCGCUGCCGGGCUCGUCGGAUUCGGUCUCCUCGGUGCUCGAGGGCGUGCGUGUGCUGCUGGUGGACGACAACGUCGACAACCGUCGGCUGUACCGGCACCACAUCAAGAAGGCGGGGGCGACGGUGGACGAGGCGUACGACGGGUGGGAGAUGCUCGGGUUGCUCGAAGACGGGCGCCGGUACGACGUGAUCGUGCUGGACAUGCAGAUGCCGGUGAUGGACGGGUACACGGCGGCGCGGAGGCUCCGCGACCGUGGCGACCUGACGCCGGUGCUCGCGCUGACCGCGAACGCGAUGGCCGAGGACCGGGACGAGUGCAUCAUGGCGGGGUGCGACGAGUUCCUGAGCAAGCCGGCGACGCGGGCGCAGCUCGUUGGGAUGAUCUCGGCGCUGCUCGAGUCCUCGCGCUCUUCGUGA
Molecule: messenger RNA, 8196 nt
Organism: Symbiodinium necroappetens
Lineage: Eukaryota; Dinophyceae; Suessiales; Symbiodiniaceae
Source: the annotation of a GenBank genome assembly